Messenger RNA from Electrophorus electricus (electric eel), 6126 nucleotides. It is a transcript of the gene ctdsp1, whose product is annotated as CTD (carboxy-terminal domain, RNA polymerase II, polypeptide A) small phosphatase 1. Gene Ontology annotation, molecular function: RNA polymerase II CTD heptapeptide repeat phosphatase activity. NCBI's taxonomy places the organism in Eukaryota, Metazoa, Chordata, Actinopteri, Gymnotiformes, Gymnotidae. The record is from RefSeq and is a predicted model, not a curated record.
GGCCCCCGCUCACUGAGUUUUUCCAGUGUAAAGUUCGCAAGAAAGUUUUUAAAUUUGGGAUUUAGGGCCUAAUAACGACUAAUCGAUAAUCAUGCGAGUUUAAAAUACGUUCAGUACGGGUAUAAAUCUUUACUAUCGUCAGAUGUCCCUAAAAAACAACACAUUUUGAGCAGAAAAGCGCAACCUACGACAAGGCCGAAGAUCUUUUUAACUUUUUUGCGUGUUGGAUUUUACAGAACUUAAAUGGGAAACACACCAAGUAGAUUUGCAUGGACCAAGUUUUUAAACGAUGUAACCAAACAAUAUUUGCUAUACAGGUUAUUGGGAUUGUUUUAAUCCGUGCAUUUUUAUGCAGUUUAGUGUGGAUCCCACACAAUCUACAAAUUAGUUUGCUAACUUGAUUGCUUUGCGUAAGCAUCAACUAGGCAAUUUAUUCAUCCAUUUGUUUUAUCUUUACUUAUACAUCUUUAUUCAUGAAAAUUAGCCUACAUAUUAAAAUCAAUUAAAAUAUAGUUGGUGCCAAGACCUUUGGUGAGCUUUUAUUUUAUGUAAGUAAUUUAUUACAAUAUCAUUGCACAAGCAAGUAAGCUUAUGGUUUUGUUACAAGGCUAACAAGCUUUAUGUUCAAUGCGUAUUUUGGCUAAUUACUUUGUCUUGGUAGUUUCUAUAUAUAUUUUUGUGUUAAUCCCACAAAUGAUAUAAAGGCAUGUGUAGUAAAAUUUGAUUACAAUUUUUUAACCUACUACAGUGUUAGGAUAUAUUCUUAAAAUUUGAAUGCAUUUACCAGUACGAGUACAAUCUAGAUAUGAAUAUGACUUCUGAACAGAACAUACUGUUGUGAACUUGUUAGAGCGGACCUUGACAGAAGUUGCCCCUUUAAGACUGGGGGUGCCUUGAAACCGAUGAGUUCCAUGUUUGUAUCUUGAAAUUGAGAGCAGAGCCGAACUCCAUGUUGUAACAAAGUUAUCAUCAAGAAACGUAACUUUUUCUUUUUAUUUAUAUUUAAUUUUCUUUGUUUUAUUAUCGCAAUGAAAGUAUAGAAAUCACAUUAAUUCCAGUGUCUACGCGCAUUAUGCAUUUACUCAACUGCUGGAAGUGUUAAGUUAUUUGUCACUUGGCGUAGAAUUUGAUCAAUUCAAACUUAGCAAGCGAUCCAUAUUAUUAGAAAAAUACUUUGUAAAGUGCUGUUUUACUGGAUUUACGGAUCUCAUGGACCUCCCGUCCUCGUCGAUAAUCACGCAAGUGACUAAGGACGAAGAGCCGAAUGCUCUUUUGCGAGAAAAAGGUGCUCCUGCACACAUUGUAUCUGCCUCCAAGAAGCCCCGUAAACGUGGCUUUUUCAACAGCCUCUUGUGCUGCCUGUGUCAUGACGAAGCAGAUCAGGUGCCUGUCAAUAACAACGCACCACUUCUGGUGGAAGAGAAUGGAACCAUCUCGAAGGUGCCGGCCAAGCCACUUCUUCCACAGAUAAAGUCUAAAGAUGUAGGAAAGAUCUGUGUAGUAAUUGAUCUGGAUGAAACACUAGUACACAGUUCAUUUAAGCCAGUGAACAAUGCAGAUUUUAUCAUUCCAGUGGAAAUUGAUGGGGCAGUACACCAGGUCUAUGUGUUGAAACGACCUCAUGUGGAUGAGUUCCUGAAAAGGAUGGGUGAAUUAUUUGAGUGCGUGUUGUUCACUGCAAGUUUAGCUAAGUAUGCGGACCCCGUCUCAGAUCUGCUGGAUAAAUGGGGUGCAUUCCGCUGCCGACUUUUUCGGGAAUCCUGCGUAUUCCAUCGUGGGAACUAUGUCAAGGACCUAAGUCGCCUGGGCAGGGACCUCAAUAAAGUCAUCAUUGUGGAUAACUCACCAGCGUCAUACAUCUUCCAUCCAGAUAAUGCUGUACCCGUAGCCUCCUGGUUUGAUGACAUGUCUGACACUGAGCUACUGGAUCUGAUCCCAUUCUUUGAGAGACUCAGUAAAGUGGAUGAUGUGUACGCUGUGCUCACACAGCAGAGGACUAGCAGCUAGCAUGAUCCAUGGGGCAGCUUUCACUAUGGGGCCAGGGGGGCUGGCGGCUUCAGAGCACCACCUCCCCGCUAACAGGAUCAGCUGCCAGCUUGGUCCUCAUCACCUACCCAGAAUUCCAUUUGCAGGAAGUUUGAUGGAGAAGGAAGCGCUGAUUGAAACUUGGUAUGGCUGAAUGUUGGAACUGUGAAGGACUGCUUUAUCACACACACAUUACAAAAAGAAAUUUAUUGAUUUUUUUUUAACACUUGAAUAUGUGUUAUUCCUCUUUUUGUAACUCUUUUUUUCACUUUAAAUGCAAGGUAGAGAAAGCCCUGUUGAAAUGACCAUGGUAAAAAAACAGUUCAUUAUCACUGAAUUUGGGACUUUUAUGAAUGACUGACUAGAUUUCAUCUUAUUAGAUUUUUGUGUCAAAUUUAUAAAACAGCUCUAACAUGUUGACAAAUGCACUCAUGUUUCACUAUCUUGACAUGAUCUAAAUCUGUCAGUUGUUCUGGAGUGAAUGGGUCUUUCUAUGAGGAAGUCAGUGAAGCAGAAUUUUUCCUCAGCCCUUAAUGAGAGCCAAGAGAGAUGUCUGUUCCACAGAUGGCAUAGCAGAAGCAGUGCUAUCAAUAUAAAAAUAUUUAUUGUAAUUUAAAGUUUCAUUGAAAGAUGGUGCAUGGCUUUUAUUUAUUAAUUAAUUUAUUUUUUCUCCCUGCCAACUACCUAAGUUGGUUAAGAUUGGCUAGGAAUAAGAGGUUGUAAGUGUGAAAAGCAAAUUAUGCCUAGUGAGCCAAAGAUCAAAUGGGAAUUUUAUAGAUUUUCAGUCUAAAUUAUUAGGUAAUGGACAUGUAUAAAAACUCCAAAGGAAUGUGGUGGUGUUGCUAGAGGCAUGUGUUGUCAGUGUUUGACUUUACUGUUCUACUUUAGUGUAUUCCUCAUAGGAAACUCCAUAUUGUGUCAAAGGUGUAUGCAUGCAUGUAUUACACAACAGUCACGUGAAACAUGAGGUGAUUUGCCAAUAUGUCCGUAUGAUCAUUAAACCCUCAUUUGCCUUAAUGAGGUUACCUCAUACACCCAGGUAGGGACAAAACCAAGAAUGUCAAUCACAUAAAAUAUUAUGCUGUCUGCUUUUUAAAAAUGUAGCCAACAUUUAAACAGGACUUAUAAAAGUGAUCUCCCCUUUUCCUCUUCCUGUUAUAGAUUUUUAAAUGGAAAAUUCUUGUCUUCGGCUACACAAUCAUAUUUGUAUUUCACAGAGCUAUGGCUGUAUGAAAGGGAAGGUGUCAUGGCACCUCAGCUACUGAGGAUGCUGUUUUCAGGCUAUUGGGUAAAACCAAGCUAAAGUAUCUUUUAAAAAAUUACACACCACAUGCUUUAAUUGUAUUCUGAAAGACCAAGGAAUAAUUGAGCCCUUGCAAUGAAAAAGCAUACAUGUCCAUUUAAUGUUUUUCCACAUUCUACAAAAUAUAAACAAUAUUAUAAAACAUUGCAAGUUUUAUGUUUAAAUGCCCAAAUGAAUGAAGUAAGACAAGUCUAAAUGAAUAAUAUUCAGCAUUUUAAUGUCAUUUUAAUGGAAAGGUACAAAAUCAAAGACUAAAAUAACUGAUUACAGAAAAGGGGGUAAUGGCUGACUAUAUUGGUUUUUUUUCCCAUUGCAAGAGCCCAAUUAUAGUAAUCCUUUUUUGUCACACAAUAUUAAAAGUGCUCAUCUUAUACUGUGCAGGUUUAUAUGAAUAACAGUAUGUUACUUGUGAGUUUACAUUGCUCACAUAAGUAAAGGAGCAUUCUGGAAUUCUGUUUGUUACCAGUGGAAGCUAUGUGCUCAGUUAUGUUUUCUCCAUUUUUGGGGUUAUUUUAGCAGAAGUAAGAACUCCCAUAGAUAACCAUUAAUGUGCCUUGGUGUUAGGUGUUUAGCUUUGCCAAUGAAUGUGGACCUACAAAUGUUUCUUAGCACGAUCAGAUGGACACAUUUGCAAGUGUCAGUGUUGCUGUGAUUUCUGUUGCUCAGAUGAGAUGUGAAGAUGGAAAGAGGAGAUGAUGAUGAUUCAGUUCUUUAUAACAUUGGUCUAUUUCUACAUUUGUCUAUUUCUUUUUUACAGGAAUGAUAGUGGUAUAACCAAUCAUCUUAUAAUAAUGAACAUUAUGCUGUGCCGAGAGAGAGAGAUUUGUUAUUCAUAAUAUUGGCCUAAAGGUUUGAGCAGUACUUCAUUUUGACAGGCAAAAUUGGUUUUCUCUUUUCAUCUUUUACUUGAACCUGGCAAUAUAUUUCCUUGUGUUAUUGUGAUAGCACUGAAUGUACAGUAAUGCAUAUUAUUUCAGUUAUUUUGGAAAUUGUUGGAGAUCCUUUCAAAUUACUCAAAUUUCUAAUAUAUCAAACUACUUUGGAAAUGUAAAAUGGUACUAAUUGGAAUACACAAAUUCUAGUUUUAAUAGAAGGCAAAGACAAAGGUAAACAGUACAGACAGUGCCUCUGACUACAGUUGCAGUAGUUUGAUAAUUUGGAGGUUUUCAUAAACUACUGUUUUAGCUGUAGUUUGUGGGAAUGUGAAGUCCUCAGUGCUAGAAAUGUUACACAAUUAUGCCUGAUUUAGUACAUAAUUUGAGGCCACGUCAAUCUGAGAAAUAUCUUACUGGUCUUCUUGUGCCACCAGUAAGCCUAGAGCAGAAUUGGCUCACCUUAUACCACAGUCAUGGUGAUGUUCACUUUGAAUAAUAAUUCUGUGCUUUUGUCAUUUCUUUGCAGUUCUUAGAAAUCGUAGAUAAUUUAAUCAUGCAUUUACCUUUUCUAACAGAUUAAUCCAAAAGUGAGUCUGUUUUUAAUCUGAACUGAAACAGAACAUAUUGAGUAACAGUCAGUUUCCUUCUUCCUGUGAUCUUGUUGCUCUCUUUUUGGGAGUCAUUUGCACCCCGCACCCUUUCAUUUAAUACCCUGCUCUUUGCUUUUCGCUCAUCUUUCUACAGGAUGCUGUUUGUGUGCUGAGGUCACUGUAAAAUGUAAUAAGUGUUGUCUGCUUUACCAGAUCACAGAGGUGGCCAGUUUCUAGUACAAUUCUAGCACUCGCACUGUCUUUUGGUAUGACACACAGCAUUUGGGUAAUGUGUAGCCAAUUAUGUAAAAUGACACUGGGCACAAGUAGCGAUUUAUUGUCAGCCACCACCAAAGCCUUCUAAGUCUGUUCAUCGGGGUAAUAAAGAUGGUAUCCGAUGACCUGAAUGCAAGAAGUUGGAAUGAGAGCAGUGAUCUGCACCAACUAGACUGGCCUCAUAAAAACACUUUAGAUCAAGCCUGUUGCUCAGUGGUGCUUUAUGAAUAGCACCGCUGAUCUUAGAUUUGUGCUUUAAUAGUGAGCAUAUGAUGCCUUAACUCAUGAAGUCUGUGGUUUUUAGGAGAAAGGGCUCCCCCUGGAGUCUAGUAAUGUUGCAGUGAUGCCUGACAUUUUCUGGCUUAUGCUCUAUUUGUGUAUUCAACCUGUCAUCUCUAGGGUCCAUAUUUAGGGUUCCUCUGCCUUAUAAUGAUGUUUUAUGAAGCACUAUGCAAAUUAAGUAGAUUUAUAAUUAAGCAAGGAGUAUUUAUGCCUGCAAUCAGCAUUCUGUUGCAGUGACUGUCAAACUUUCACAACAUAACUUCUCAACUCUGAAACGGCCAAUAGUUUCUAAUGCUGGAGAACAUGGACAACUAAAAUGCCCUCCCACUAACAUGCUAAAAUAUAUGCACCAUUUUUAUUAUACUCUUUGGUAGCAAACUUAAAAAAAAAAAAUUAUAGGGCUGCCACAAAGCCUCUUGGACAGUUGAUUGGGUUUUAGGUGUUUAUUUUGAGAUGUUCAACUAAAAGGGUAACAUGAUGUAGCCUUUUCAUUUAUUUACCACACAUACCCUCUGCCUUUUACUUUUUUACUGUAUCACCCCCUUUACAUUUUAAACAAACACAAAAAACCCACAUUUGUUCCAUAUUUGUAUGUCUGGUAAUGUGCAUAGAGCAAACCAAAUUUGGCAAUAAUAGAUGUAGAUUUUUAUUGUGAUAUGGGAAUAGGAAUGCCAAGUUUAAAGUCAAAUAUAACCUAGUUUUGGAACUUUUGUAAUUUUAAUUGUAUUUUACUGUUUUGAAUGAGUUAUAUCAUAAAUGAAACAAAUGAAAAGCA